AUGGUCUUCAAUCCUGAUAUAUCUUUUUUUAUAUCAUUCAAUGACCUUGACCCAUCGACUCAGAAGCAAUGCAUUUUCUUCACACAGAAAGGCGCAAGGUGCAAAAGCAAUUGCCGGGAUCAAGACAAUCAACGCGCAGUCGAACUUCAGCAUUUACUCAAGGCGACGCCAGUUGAAGAUAUUAAGAUCAAAAUACUAAGCGAGUACGCCCAAUGCAAUUGCUUUUUAUGGGAACGUGCUCAGCAUCGUGACAAGAUAGAAGAUUUGCAACUUUUGACACCACUGGCCCAGAGAUGGCUCAACGAGAUUCGAGCACAACCGGUCUUGUCAUUAAAUAAAGCAAAAUCUGUCAGGCUCGCUCGCGACCGAGCCCCCGCCGCAGCUGCUUCUGAUGCUACUGGGAAACUGUCCGUAUUCAAGGCGUCAGAUGAAUACACCUGUCAUCUACCAACCUCCUCAAGCACUUUCGGCCUCAUAUCCAACGGACUUGAAGACCAAAAAGGUUACAACCUUCGGACCCGCCGUAUAAACAGCUCUGAAAAUCUCGCCCACCGCCAGCCCUUUGCAGUCACUCAGCCUGCUUUAUCCGAGUUUCGUCGUCACAUUGCAGAGCCUUCUCCCGGCGAUUCAGUGUAUCAAAAGAUGCUCACACCUCUCAAAAAGCGAGAUUUUGAGACAGGAUCACUUUAUAUUUUUGAUCGCGAAUCUUCCCCUGGCCAUGUAAAGAUUGGCUGGACAGCAAAGACAGUUUCGGAUCGACUAGUAGACUGGUCAAACUGCGGUUAUGAGCCAAACUUAUUAUUCAGCCUGAAUGAUAUUCCUCACGCUCAUCGUGUCGAGACCCUUACACAUUAUGAACUAAUCAAGGAAUGGCGCCGAGAGCGAAGGGAGAUUGUGAUCAACAAAACGAUCGCUGCCGAGAAAGGUGUUGGCCAAUUACCGGUACCAGAAACUGGCAAGGAAAUCACCAGGCUCCUUCCUAGAGCCAAGCCUCCCAAAGUGUCUGAAGCGGAAUAUGUCGUUAAAGUGGAGCAAACGGAACAAUCGCAAAGUAACGACUUCAAAGAGAUAUCGGUGAAGGACUUCGAAAGCGACUUAUUGACCAAGUCCGAGUUCGCGCAGGAGGUCAAAACGACUCGCACCGAAGUCAAACACAAGCCAGUGGCAGCCAAGGUGUGGCAUAUGCCUAAAAAUAUAUCGCUGGCCAUCUCACCACGUAUUGACCUUAAAAGCCCUCACAUUUCUGCGUCUUCUCUUCAAUGUGUGAAACAACGCCCGGAUGUCGAAGCCAAGCAACUAAGUGGAAAAGAUAUUUCUCUUAACAAACGGUCCCCUCCAGCUGACCCUCUCUAUAAUCUCACCACCAACUCAUGGGACUUCCCGUCAAACAUCGAGCCAAAUACACAAACGAAGGUUCUUACAUAA
Molecule: messenger RNA, 1425 nt
Organism: Penicillium diatomitis
Lineage: Eukaryota; Fungi; Ascomycota; Eurotiomycetes; Eurotiales; Aspergillaceae
Product: GIY-YIG nuclease family protein
Exons: 3
Coding region: 1-1425 (474 amino acids)
Source: RefSeq, a predicted model, not a curated record